Molecule: messenger RNA, 1337 nt
Organism: Carassius gibelio (silver crucian carp)
Lineage: Eukaryota; Metazoa; Chordata; Actinopteri; Cypriniformes; Cyprinidae
Product: ALX homeobox protein 1-like
Exons: 3
Coding region: 100-483 (127 amino acids)
Biological process (GO): regulation of transcription by RNA polymerase II
Molecular function (GO): DNA-binding transcription factor activity, RNA polymerase II-specific; RNA polymerase II transcription regulatory region sequence-specific DNA binding
Source: RefSeq, a predicted model, not a curated record
AUUUGUCUAUUUGAACUUGUUUUAAAAAGUCAUGCGAUCUCUGUAGCUAUUAUAUUGCAUCUAUUAUUAUUUCAGUGAUGUAUAUCGAAUGUAUUUGUGAUGGUAGCUCGAGGGUCGGGUCGCAGACGGGUACGGACCGCAUUCACCGUGAGUCAGCUGGAGGAGCUGGAAAGAGUUUUUCAGGAAACACACUAUCCUGACGUUCACACCAGAGACCAGCUCGCCUGUCGAACGCAGCUGUCUGAGGGAAGAGUACAGAUCUGGUUCCAGAACCGGCGGGCGAAGUGGAGGCGCAGUGAAGCUAAAGCAGCUAGAGCAGCACACACACCUCUGACGGUGCUGAGAGACACUAAACACCUCCUGACUCCUGUCCUCUGUCUUCAGUACCUGAGCUUUCAGCAGGAGUUCUGGCUGCCCGAGUCAGUCUCUCCUCCGAUUGGUUCUCCUGAACAUGCCACACUUCAACAUCAUUCAUUCUUCUGACCUCAGCGCUUUCAUGGGCCACUACACAAGAGACAUUUUCAACUUCAGUCUAAUGAAGAUCAAAGAUCAACUCUGGAAUAAAAUGACAUAUCAUGUCUUAUACUGUAUCGAUAACAGCUUUUCCUCCCUGAUGUAUAUAAACAUGACUGUAUCAUGUGUUUUAUAUUUAAGAAAUGCCUUAUUUUUAUUUUAAAACAGAAAUCAUACGUGAAGCGGUGAACGUGUGGCAUGCACUAAAUCAAUUUCCUUAUCCCAUCACAAUAAAACCCUGAUAAAACCACUAAGUAAAUAAUAUCAGUUGUGACACAGCACUCACCGACUGAACUGAUGGAUUCCCAGAAUCAUACAAGAAGACAAAUGAUUAAAUAUCAUUUGGGAAAAAGGCUCGCAAAUGUGUUUUCUCACAUAUAUGACAUCUGUUAUUCAAUUUCACAUUCACAAACUGUAGCUUAUGCAUGUGUCUAGAGUUGAUUUAACAUCCUAGAUAUGUAUUUAAAUCAUUGUUUAGAACAAAAGUUUUAUUAAGUGGCAUCAUGAUGUUAUCGCCGCGCUCCAUGAGAUGAACUUGUAAACCUGAAUGGAUAUGGAGCCAUAAAUGAAUUUUGUUGUCGAAAUGUCUAAUUAUCAUGAAUUGGUUUAUUGGCUCUUAAGCCAUAAAGUUGGGUCUUAUCUUAAUUUGACUGAGUUCACGGGCAGGUCAGGACGGGUAGAGAGGGCAAAUGCAAAGGGAUUCAUCUGCAAAACGUAUUAUGAAUGAUGGAGGAAAGCAGAUGACAGAUAACAGCAAAAAUCAACCCCUCGUCUUGAGUUAUGCGAGGGCAACAGGGUUGAUCCAUUAAAUAAAUGACAACUAU